This is a messenger RNA of Sinocyclocheilus grahami, 2123 nucleotides long. RefSeq names its product plasminogen activator inhibitor 1 RNA-binding protein-like. Gene Ontology annotation, molecular function: mRNA 3'-UTR binding. Gene Ontology annotation, cellular component: cytoplasm; nucleus. Lineage: Eukaryota; Metazoa; Chordata; Actinopteri; Cypriniformes; Cyprinidae. The transcript has 6 exons. The coding region runs from base 23 to 820 and encodes 265 amino acids. The record is from RefSeq and is a predicted model, not a curated record.
UGUCUGAACAUCUGUUUUAGGUAUGAGGAGGGUUGGCCGGAGGCCGGAGCAGCAAGGUCAGGCCAGUUCCCAACACCAGGGAGGUCAAGGAGAGGCUCGGCCCGGCGACAGGCGGCCCGACAGACGACCUCCUCGUGAACGGCGCUUUGAUAAACCAGCUGAUGAGAAGCCAGAGGGGGGCGAGUUCCCUGUGGACAAAUUUGACAGUGAGCUUGAUCAGUCUGCAGCACCGGAGCCUGUUCCUGAAGGUGAAGAUCACACUCCUGCCGACUCCGAAAACAAGGAGAAUGAAGUAGAGGAGGUGAAGGAUGAAGGUCCUAAGGAGAUGACACUGGAUGAGUGGAAGGCCAUGCAAGACAAAGAACGCUCCAAAGUUGAGUUCAACAUCCGCAAGCCCAACGAGGGUAACGACGGUCAGUGGAAGAAGGGCUACGUACUGCACAAGUCAAAGAGUGAGGAAGUUGGCACACGGCAUCCUGGAUCUGUGAUUGAAGCUGGAGAUGUUGAUCCUGACUCAUUCCAAAAGGCUGAUGAGGGUGGAGAUCACCACUUCCGUAAGCCCGCCAAUGAUAUCACCUCCCAGCUGGAGAUAAACUUCGGAGACUUGGGUCGACCAGGCCGUGGCCGUGGAGGAUCUCGUGGAGGCCGAGGAGGUCGUGGCGGAGGCGGAGGCGGAGGCGGAGGCGGAGGUGGAGGUGGAGGCGGUGGCGGCGGCGGCGGGGGGGGACGGCCAAGCCGAGGCGGAGGCAGAUCUGAGAAGGGUGGAGGCAUUUCCGUUCCCAAUGUGGAUGAUCCCGAGGCUUUUCCAGCCCUGGCUUAAACCUCCGCUCUGCCACCGAACCUUCCUCCAGGCCCCCGCCCCUCCUCUUCGACGCUUGCAUGCUUACGGAUCGUUCGACCAUAGAAACCAGAAAAGAGAAAUACAUGAGACUGUCAUCCAUACAUACACUGAGAACUGACUUUUACCUGCGGAAAAACACAAAAAGGACUUCUUGUUACACUGAAGCAAAUUAUGGGUAGAGGUUUUGUAUUUAGAGACAUGAUAGCAGGGAUGUUCAUACAGUAUUUCCCCCCCCCCUUUUUUUCCAGAGAUUAUGCAUUCGCCAUAAAUAUUUUUUUAUUGCUGCUUGAAUGUAUGCAUUUUCAAGAUAGAAUCGAGGUGUGUUGUGACCGCUUGCGCUUCAGUCGGGACACUGCGGUGUCUGCGUGUAAUCGAAUACACUAUCAAUGGCUCUACCAAAAGCAGAACGUUUCAUUUUUGUUAUUGUUUUUCUCCACCAAGUGAGAAUACGAGACUCGUAGUGAUGAUUUUACUAUUAACAUAUAUACAUGAAUAAUGUAUAUUGACUAUUUUAAAUGUUUUGAAAGCAAGCUCUAAGGUCAAGCUAUCCUGUCAAUUGGAUUUUUUUUCUUGACCGGUAGCAAGAAGCAAAUGCAUCGUCUUGAUCUUGCUUUGGUGUUUUCUGUCGUCCUCUGCAGGACCUGUGAUAUUAGUAUGCAUAGUUGUCUUUGUUCCUCAGAGAGAUUAUUUCCUCAUCUUGUUGAAGCACCCAGGCAGGGCUCAAUGGAGAUCCAGGCUGGUCCUUGUAAGUUCAUCUCUUAGAAACCUUAGGACCACUUUCUGAACUGUAAACGUGGGUGAAUUGUGUGUGUGUGUGUGUGUGUGAGAGAGAGAGAACCUGUUUAAAAACUCAUCAUCUGCCAUAAGUUUAUUUUCCUGAGCUUAAGAUGGUAAGUUUCAGCAAGUCAUGCUCUUAACAUGAAGUUUUAUUGACUUUAGUGAGUUUUCUCUAGCUGAGGUUGUUGACAUAUCUUGCACUUAGAUUAUGGUGACGUUUGAAAUCUAGCUACUAAGCACGUGGUCUAUUUGCCUCAGUACCAUUUGUUUAUUUUUAUUCCUUCUGUGAACUUUGCGGUGUUUUUAUUUGUAAUUAUUACUAUGAUGGCACUACUGCUUGCGUUUUCUGAAUAAAAUGUGUAAUUCAGGGUGGCACGACAGUGUGCUGCGAAAGAAAAGUUGGAACCAGCUUCUUAUGUAUGUGAACUAGCGAGACCUCCAAGUGUGAUGGCCGAUGUACUCUGUAUUCAUAGGAGGAGGGACAAUAAAAUGGAAGACGACACUA